This is a messenger RNA of Quercus lobata, 2274 nucleotides long. RefSeq lists its product as uncharacterized. The record is from RefSeq and is a predicted model, not a curated record. Lineage: Eukaryota; Viridiplantae; Streptophyta; Magnoliopsida; Fagales; Fagaceae. The transcript has 3 exons. The coding region runs from base 1 to 2274 and encodes 757 amino acids.
AUGGGACCUGGGUUUGUGGUUCCUUCUGAUCUUCGGCAUCAGGGAGCUACCCAAAACUCUUUUUCUCCUCUAUUGGGCCUGGGUAGCGAGGAGGGUCUCUGUUUUGGAGAGAGAGAUGACUCCACAGUGGUUUCAGGUGAGAAGGGAGAAAAAUGGUGCAAUCCUAUUGUUGAGCCAGUGUCGCCAAGCCAUUUGGAUGGAGUUGAGAGGUUACAGGGAGGGCCUGAGCAUUUUUUGAUCCAGUGGAAGCACAGUGAAGUUAAUCCUAGUCAUUUAUUUCAUGGAAAGGACGAGAAUGGUUCUUUGGAGUGCUCACCUUUAUCUAAAUGGGAUCCCAAUGAUCAUAAGGAGUUGGAGGUGAUCCAGGAAGGUGGUGAGGGAGAAGUUCUUGGGUCAGCGGUGAAAAAUUCAAAAUGGGUUUGUAGCCUGAUGAAAAAUUUCUAUAGAAUUGUGGGUUUUCCUAUUGUUAAGCAUGAAUAUCAAUGUUUGACUCUGUUUUGUCUUCUUAAACAAGACUGUGUUGAUGUUGUUAGUGUUGGGUCUUCUAAAGUCAAUACAGCAGGGGGGGUGUUACUGGUUUGGGACAAGAGAGUUUUUGAAAAAGUUGAUUGUUCUGUUGGUCUAUUUUCUGUUAAUGUGUUACUGAAGGGGGUUGUAGAUGAUUUUGUAUGGGCUUGCUCAGAAGUGUAUGGGCCUAAUGAGGAUAAUCAGCAGGGUGCUAUGUGGGAAGAACUUUCAAGAAUGCACUCCAAGUGGAAUACAGCUUGGUGUGUAUUUGGGGAUUUCAAUACCAUUCGAUAUCCGAGUGAGAGAUUUGGUUGUGAGGCUUUUAGUCCAACUAUGUUUGCUUUUUCAGACUUCAUUGAGGCUAAUUACCUUGUGGACUUACCCCUUGAAGGGGCUUCUUUUACUUGGUUUAGAGAUUUGGGGUUAGUUUGUAUAUCAAGAAUUGAUAGAACCUUGGCAUCGGUGGAUUGGGUAGAUCACUUUGGUAACGUGUCUCAAAGGGUACUUCCUCGUGUAGUUUCUGAUCAUUGCCCUCUUUUGGUGGUGCCAGGUAGUGUCAAUAAAGGUCGGAGUGCCUUUAAGUUUGAGAAUAUGUGGUUGAAAGAAAAGAAUUUUGUAGAGAGGGUUCAUCAUUGGUGGAAUGGAUAUUACUUUUUAGGUUCUCCUAGCUUUAUUCUGGCUCAUAAAUUAAAAGCUCUAAAAGAGGACUUGAAAAAGUGGAAUAAGGAGCAAUAUGGGGAUCUGGCCUUUAGGAAGAAAUGUAUUUUAUUUGAAUUGCUGGGUUUGGAUGCUAGGGAGGACUUGUCUGGGCUUUCUCAGGAAGAUCAAACUCGUCAUAUUCAGAUUAAAGGUGAGAUUGCUCAUCUUGCCUCUUUGGAGAAGAUUUCUUGGAAACAAAAGUCCCGGAUUUUAUUUGUGAAGGAAGGGGACAAUAAUACUCGCUUCUUUCAUCGGGUUGCAAACUUCCAUAGAAGAACUAAUCAUAUUUGGGGUAUUGAGGUGGAUGGUGUCCUCUAUGAGGAUAAGGAAGAGGUGUGGUCUAAGGUGGUCAAUUUUUAUCAGAGGUUGUACACUGAGUCAGAUACUUGGCGCCCUUCUAUGAAUGGUUUAGAGUUUGCUAGAAUUGAGGAGGAUGAGUGGAUUGAAUUAGAGAGGGAUUUUUCUAAGGAGGAAGUGGUAAAGAGGAUGGGAUUUGGGGAUAGAUGGAGGAGAUGGCUUAAGACUUGUGUCUCUACCGUUCGCUUCUCAGUUUUGGUUAAUGGAUCUCCUGUUGGUUUCUUUGGUAGCUCUAGAGAUCUCAGACAAGGCGAUCCUUUGUCUCCCCUUCUCUUUUUGUUGAUCAUGGUGGUUUUAAGUCAUAUCCUGAAGAAAACUGAGGAAGGAGGUUUCAUUCAAGGUUUUCAUGUGGGUCUUGUUAAUUCUACUGGUAUUCGUGUUUCUCAUCUUCUAUUUGCUGAUGAUACCAUUCUUUUCUGUGAUGCCUUUAGAGAGAAGAUUCUUUCUAUUAGGCUAGUUUUGACUUGUUUUCAAGCUUUUAUUGGUUUGAAGGUGAAUGUAGGGAAAAGUGAAAUUGUCCCUAUUAGGGAGGUGCGUAAUAUUCAGCCUUUGGCUAAUAUCCUUCAGUGCAGGGUGGGUAGUUUGCCUAUGCUUUACUUGGGUAUGCCAUUGGGUACUUUGUACAAAACAACUUCUAUUUGGAAUCCGAUCCUUGAGAGAAAGGAAAAGAAGCUUUCAGGCUGGACGGCUUUAUUUGUUAAAGGGUGGUAG